AAUUUUUUUCGCAUGUUUUCACAUUGCAUGAAAGUUUAUAUGCAAAACUGAAUCUAAAUUGACGGUGAUAUUCAGAGAUAAAAUGAUUAUUUAGUAUCAUACAACCGCAGAAGUUCAUGACUGUUUUAGUUAUGCGCAGUUUUCCCGGGUAAAUCAAUGAAAAGCCCUGCGCGCGCAUUUUGUAUUUAAUGUUUACAUACAAAUAAUGGAGGAAAGCCGACAAAACGUGUAGUGUGUGAAUCAGCCAUAACAGAUGAAUUUGACACUUGAAGAAAUGAAGAAAGUUCCUUCAACUCACCGAUUUCAGGUGGCGAAAGUUGAAUUUGCGAACGAAAAUGACGAAGGUGAGGAAGAAAAUAUUCAGGAAACUGCUGUCGGAAAUGGUUCUGUAGCGGGGGAUGCUGAAGAUGCGACAUCAACAACUUUUUCAUUACCUAAUGACACUUACGGACAUAAUCAAAAUAGUUACACGGCAUAUGGAACACAUUUAAAAACAUUCGGUAGAAACACGACAGAGGCCAUACCUCAUGUCGACCACUAUAGGAAUUUAUUGUCGGCCACAUCACCUCUGAAGUCUCGACCAACCUUAGCGGAAUUACACGAGGAAAAGGAUGAUAUAGACCGGCAGCGUCAUCGGGAACCGCUCCUGUCGGAGACGGACACCAACCCCGAGGAAGUAAAACCUAAAGAUAACAAAUCAGCCGUCAAGUUUGGCUGGGUUAAAGGAGUCCUUAUAAGAUGUCUUCUAAAUAUAUGGGGUGUGAUGUUGUUUAUGCGGCUGUCCUGGGUGACAGGACAGGCCGGCACGGGGCUCGCUACUCUUGUGAUACUUCUGUCUUCUGUAGUAACUGUGAUAACCUCUUUAUCUAUGUCAGCUAUUUGUACAAAUGGUAUUGUAAAGGGAGGUGGUGCAUAUUUUAUGAUCUCGCGAAGCCUUGGCCCAGAGUAUGGUGGUGCUAUUGGAAUGAUAUUUUCUGUUGCCAACGCUGUCGCUGUAUCAAUGUAUGUCGUAGGUUUUGCGGAGACCGUCCGAGAUCUCUUGCUGGUCAACAAUGCAUUGAUGGUAGAUGAGCAGAAUGAUAUUAGAAUAAUAGGUUUUAUAACAAUUACCUUGUUACUUGCCAUUGCAAUAAUAGGAAUGGAGUGGGAGGCUAGAGCUCAGGUUAUAUUAUUAGGUGUUUUACUGAUAGCAAUGUUAAACUUUGUGAUAGGAACUUUUCUUCCACCAACCGAGGAGAAAUUAUCAAAGGGAUUUACAGGGUAUAGAGCGGAUGUGUUUGUAGACAAUUUUGGUCCGAACUUCCGUGACGGGGAAGGUUUUUUUUCUGUGUUUUCAAUAUUUUUCCCGGCUGCCACGGGUAUUCUUGCUGGAGCCAAUAUCUCAGGGGAUUUAAAGAACCCUCAAAAGGACAUUCCAUUGGGAACAUUUAUAGCUAUAGGCAUAUCAAGUGUGUCAUAUAUUGCUGUUGUAUGGUUACUAGGCAGCUGUAUAGUGAGGGACGCCACCGGGCCACUUGUUGCCAUGGUAAUUGAUACAGUAAAUACAACCUCUACCACGGAAAUACCGUCAUUAAUAAACUCUACAAUGUCAACAGUGAUAGCCAAACUACCUUAUACUUUCCAUAACAUACAGAAUUGUAGCCUCGCGGAGGCUGGGGAGUGUAAAUACGGAUUAAUCCAUGAUUAUCAGGUUAUGGAGAUGAUGUCAGGGUUUGGACCUCUGAUUACAGCUGGUAUCUUCUCCGCAACUUUGUCGUCGGCACUCGCAAGUCUUGUCUCUGCGCCAAAAGUCUUUCAGGCAGUAUGUAAAGACAAGAUAUUUCCCAAAGUUCAAUUUUUUGCGAAAGGUUAUGGAAACGGCGAGAACCCGAGACGGGCUUACGUCCUAGCUUAUGCCAUUGGUUUAGGUUUUAUACUCAUUGGAGAUUUAAACGCCAUAGCCCCUAUAAUCUCCAACUUCUUCCUGAUGGCGUAUAUGUUAAUUAACUAUUCCUGUUUUGAUAACUCUCUUGCCAAAUCUCCAGGUUGGAGACCAUCAUUCAAGUAUUACAACAUGUGGUUAAGUCUAAUUGGUGCCUUACUCUGUGUCACAGUAAUGUUUAUAAUUAAUUGGUGGACAGCUCUUAUUACAUUUGGUGUGAUUGGUGCCAUCUUUGUGUAUGUUCACUACAGAAAACCAGAUGUAAAUUGGGGAUCAUCUACGCAGGCACAUGUCUACAGAGGUGCGUUAACAGCAACUUUAAAACUAGCACAAACUGAAGAUCAUAUAAAAAACUUUAGACCACAGGUAUUGGUGCUCACAGGUUUUCCUUGUAACCGUCCAGAACUCGUAUAUUUUGUUAACUCUCUAACAAAGAAGAUCAGUUUGAUGGUGUGUGGCCAUAUAUUACAGGGUAGCCAUUCUGAUGCAUUAAAGGAGUACCGUCGGUUUAGAAGAGGUUAUGUGAACAAAUGGUUGACAAAAAGGAGAAUAAAGGCAUUCUACAGUGUAACAAUUGCCCCAGAUUUUAGACAAGGUGCUAGAAGUUUAAUGCAGAAUGUUGGUAUAGGAAAGUUAAAGCCUAACAUCCUCAUGAUGGGUUUCAAGUCAACGUGGAAAACCGAGUCUCCAGAGGCUAUGGAUGCUUACUUCAGUGUUAUACAUGAUGCAUUUGACUACGAGUUUGGCGUUGGCGUGUUGCGUACCCCGGAGAGAUUGUACAAGGAGGAAGAGGAACCGUUGGACGAAGAUAAUCUACCUCCGGAGGAUGAAAAUAAUUACGAUGAGAGAUAUGAGAUACCUGUGUUGAAGUCACAUCCAAAGAGGAAAAUGGCACACUUUGCAAUGGAAGAAGAUAGUCCCUUGCCAAGCCCGUCCCGUCGUAACAGCACUCCCGAAGUCGAGACCCCACAGCAGGACCUCGAGGCGCAGACACCUGAUGAAUUGAACCCUAGUUUCUCUCGCUCACUGUCCAAGAUUGAAUCGUCCAUACACUUUGCCAAGAAACAAAAGGGUACAAUUGAUGUAUGGUGGUUGUUUGAUGAUGGAGGUUUGACAUUGCUGUUACCAUAUAUAUUACAAACUAAACAGCAGUGGAAGAAUUGUGGGCUUAGAGUGUUCACCGCGGGAACCAAACGUGGGGAGCUAGUCCGAGAACAAAAACAAAUGGCGCAGUUGCUGAGUAAAUUCCGUAUAGAAUGCCAAGACAUGAAAAUUAUUGCAGAUAUUGGCAAGUUGCCAACAGAUAAAAGCAAGCAAGAGUUUAAUGAGUUAUUAAAAGGUUUGGUACUUGAUGAAGACAACGGGGAGACCGUGGAACAAUACCCGUGGAAAACUACCGAGGACGAAAUGUUACUAUUGAAAGAAAAGACAAAUCGUCAGAUGAGAUUACGGGAACUUCUUCUGCAACAUUCUAUGGAUGCAUCUCUUAUAGUCAUGACGUUACCGGUUCCUCGUAAGGGUACUUGCUCUAGCAGUUUGUACAUGGCCUGGUUGGACACUUUAACACGAGAUAUGCCGCCCAUUCUUCUUCUCCGUGGUAACCAACAAAGUGUGCUGACGUUCUACAGUUAAAAAUAGAAAAAUUGGGUUUCUGUUCAAUUUACUAAAAAUAGAAACAGUGACUCGUUCAACCACUAAAAAUAGAGUGGUGUACUGUUCAACCUUUCAACCACUAAAAAUGAAGUUGUGUUCUGUUCAAUCACUCAAAACAAAACAGUGUUCUGUUAAACAGCUAAAUAAAUCAGUGUUUAUAGCUACAUGUAAAGCUAAAUAAUAUUGGUGUCAUUUUCAAGUGGGAUAGUGUUCUACCUAACAGUGAAACAGAUUAACAUUGCUAAAAUAGAACCAUGAAACUGAAAAGACCCCCAAAAAAUACCAUUUGUAAUAUAAGCCUGCCUUCUUAUUAUUCAUCAGAGGACAAGAUAUAUGAGCCACGCCAUGACAAAACCAAUGUAAUGCGUUUGCGACCAGCAUGCAUCCAGACCAGCCUGUGCAUCCGCGCAGUCUGAUCAGGAUCCAUGCUGUUCGCUAUCAGUUUCUCUACUUGUUAUAGGGUUGGUAAGCAAACAACCUGGGUCCUGAUCAGACUGUGCGGAUGCUCAAGGCUGGUCUGAAUCCAUGAUGGUCGCAAACGCAUUACGUUGGUUUUGUCAUGGCGCAGCUCAAUUAUAUGAUAUGAUGUAAAACAUAGUGUACGAUAUCAUGUGAUAUGAUGUGCAGAAAUGAGACAUUAUAUAUGAUAUAGGGCAUUAUCAUUGAAUAUAUGACAUGGUGUAAGAUAAAAUAUGAUAUCAUAUAAUAGAAAAUGUUAUAUGAUACAGUAGGAGUGGACAAAUCUGAUAUCAUAUAAUAUAGGACACAGGUGUAUGCUAUAUAUCAUGGUGUAAGAUAUCAUUUUUUUUCAAAAUAUGUGUUAUUGUAUAUGGACUUAUUAAAAAUGGCAUGAAAGCAGAAAUGCAGCGUAGAAGGAUAUAUGUAAUGUUUAAACAUGUAUAGGUUUAAACUGUUUGAAACAUGAUAUUAGGCAAUAUUUAUAAUUUAUGACAAGUCCUUUUGAAACAUUUUAAUAUUUAUAAAUUACGAUCUAAGUGUUGUAAACAUUACUUAACUUAAAGGUUUUGAAGUUAUUGAAAGGCAGAAGAGAUAGAUUUUUUAUUUUGAAAAAAUUCAUGUAAAUUUAAGUAAAUUGAUGUAAAUUAGUAAUAGCAUCAUUCUCAAAAUCUUCUAUUGACAUUUAUUUCAACAUGAUAGGACUGUAAAUAUUUUGUCAGAAAAAUGUAUUGUGUAAAAUUUCAGAUCCUUUACUCACUCCAUAUAUUUUUUUAGAAUAAUCUUUUUUAAUUGUGCAAAAAAGACACAAAAAUGAAAAGCAUAUAAUCAUAUUGUCACCUAAGUGCAGUAACAGCUUAACUCUUAUUAAAUUAUAUUAAGGAGUUAGCUCAUUACUACACUAAUGUGAUGAUCUUUAAAACAAAAGUUAAGCUAAAAGUGGAUUACAAAUUGCUGUCCGGGACAUAACUCAACAUGUACAAGAGAUAUCAACUUCAAACAUUGUAGGUAGCUACAUCUGAAUGAGUUGUGCAGUAUAUAAGAACCGUAACCCUCCCUUCCCUAAUUUUGGAGUUAUUGCCCUUUGUUCAAUUUUACACCAGGGCAUAACUUGAGAAAUAUAAAAUGUACCAAAUUGAAACUUUGUAGGUAGAUAUAUCUUACUGAGUACAAGUGCAGUGCAUGAAUACCGUAACCCUCCCUUCCCUAAUUUUGGAGUUAUUGCCCUUUGUUCAAUUUUACACCAGGGCAUAACUUGAGAAAUAUAAAAUGUAUCAAUUUGAAAUGUUGUAGGUAUAUAUAUAUCACUGAGUACAAGUGCAGUGCAUAAGAACUGUUACCCUCCCAUCCGUAAUUUUGGAGUUUAAUUGCCCUUUAUCAUUUUAUUAAUGUGAACUUUGUCUGGGAUGUAACUUGAGAAUUAUAAAAAAUAUCAACUUAAAACUUUGUAGGUAGAUAGAUCUCACUGAGUAGAAGUGCAUUGAAUAAGAACUGUAACUCUCCCAUCCCAAAUUUUGGAGUAAUAGCCCUUGCAAGUACAUAACUUUACAACUAUAAAAUGUCAACAUUGAAAAUGUAAGGUACAUUUUGAUGUUUCAUUAUCACUUUUUAAUGCAUUCAUUAAAUCAAUAUUGAAUUAUAAUUGUCCUAACUUCCUUUCCUAACUUUGUCCAAACUAUAAAAGGUAUCAAAACUUGAAACUUUGUAGGUAGAUACAUCUGAAUAAGUAAAAGUGCCAUGCACAAGAACUGUAACCCUCCCUUCCCUAAUUUUGGAGUUAUUGCCCUUUGUUCAUUUUUACACAAGGAAAUUACUUGAGAACUAUAAAAGGUAUCAUCUUGAAACUUUGUAGGUAGAUACACCUGAAUACAUAGAAGUGCAGUGCAGAAAAACCAUAACAAAAAAUAAAAUAAACAAUUGAAAAAAAUCUAUAAACAACUGCAUUCUCCCUAUGUGCAAAAUUAUUAACUAAAAAGCAUGGUUUCUGACAAGCGCUUCUGGUAGGGGGGAGAGGAGGACUUGGCAUUUGUGACAAACUCUAGUUUUCUCUGCUCUUUCACAAAAAUAAGGUAAAAAAUUUUAAUAAACAUGAACAUUUAGCCAAUCCUGUUUUGUUUAUUUAAACUUAAAAGUGGUAUAAUAAAAGAGUUUUAUCUUAAAAAAUAUCUUCAUAACUUAACGCUAAGUUUGUGCAAGAAGGAAGUAAACAAUUCAAAUGGUUUCAAAUUAUUUUCAAAAUCAAUGCAUGUGUGUUUUAUCUCUUGUUUGUAAAGCGUAGGCACUGAAUACAUUGUUUUUCAAAAUGUGCAAAGUGUUAUGAUAUAAUUAAGGGCAAAAUACCCUGUGUCUUAAUUUACAUGUUUGAACUGAACUUUUUAGUUUUAGCAGACCUUGGUUGGGUUAAAGUUAAUUGCUCGAAUAGAUUUUUGUAAUCUGUUUGGUGGGAGUCAAAGGUGUUGAUAGUCAAUGCUUUUGUAAUGUUUAAAGAAUUUGUUUGUUUGUUUUUUGUUUCUUUUAUAUUAAGAUUGAUUCUGAAAUUAUUGUUAAUUUAUCUUAUACAUGUAUUUCCAUGUUGUUUGCACUUGAACCUCCUUAUAAAGACCUAGUUAAGUCAUACUUGCAAUAAAGACCAGUGUAAAUCAAACCUGAAUUGAAAGACCAGUGUAUUUAACGUGGUAAAACAUGUGGAUAAAGGACAUUAGAGGGUUUGUAGAGGUAAACUUGCAUAUAAACACUAGUACAAGUCAAACCUUCAUAUAAAGACCA
Messenger RNA from Ruditapes philippinarum (Manila clam), 6796 nucleotides. RefSeq names its product solute carrier family 12 member 2-like. The coding region runs from base 254 to 3553 and encodes 1099 amino acids. The record is from RefSeq and is a predicted model, not a curated record. Gene Ontology annotation, cellular component: membrane. The transcript is spliced from 24 exons. Gene Ontology annotation, biological process: potassium ion homeostasis; sodium ion transmembrane transport; chloride ion homeostasis. Gene Ontology annotation, molecular function: sodium:potassium:chloride symporter activity. Lineage: Eukaryota; Metazoa; Mollusca; Bivalvia; Venerida; Veneridae.